UAAUGAUGGUUUUACCCGGACUUAAUGUUUCAUCGCAACAUUGUGACAUCCAUGAUCACAAGGAAAUUAAUGUGUAUCAAGAUAAUAGGGAUAACCGACAAUUGAUUCAAUACAGGAGAACUUUAAUACCCGUUUUUAGACAAUAGUGGUUCCUGCUUGGCUGACUGAUUACUGAAGCAAUUUAAAAGUCUUCGACUAGUGGAUAACAUCUUGAACUCACAGAAAAGUAAUUGUUCCAUGCUAUUGUACGUUUUAAGAUAAUUGAUACAAGUGUUCGUUACAGAAACCAUCAAUUGGAUUACGUAUUGACGAACUAAACGAUUAAGUUAAGCUUGUCGUUGUUAUAUAACACAAGGCCCUUGAAUUAUGUCUUAAAUGCGACAAUUUUACGGCUUUGUUUUCUUGUUUUCGAAUAAACAUGAACACAUCGGAUGAUGAUAAAUUGAAAGAAUGGAAUAACGAGCUUUCAACAAAUUAUAUUGUAAAUGAUGUUUUUCUUGGGCUUUAUUUGAUUCUAGGAAUAUUUGGAAAUGUUGUUGUUAUCUUUAUUUAUAGCUUCCGUAUGAAAAAGAAAAAAGAUGAUCGAUAUUUCAUACCUUUUCUUGCAAUCAUGGAUCUAUUUGCAUGUGCCUCCAGAUCUUCAUUGGAAUUGGCAAUGAACUUAAACCCAGUGAACUUUCGUGGAAGUGAAAUGUGCAAAGCGUUAUGGUUUCCGACAAAUGUCUCAGCGGUAGCCUCUAUAUUUCUACUAUUAGUUAUAGCUGUGCAGAGGUAUCUCAAAAUAUGUCGCCCUUUUGGUCCUCAGAUGACAAUAUUUUGGAAACAAACAUUUCUCACAGUAACUGUUAUCAUUGCAGUUGGAUUUUCAAUACCGCUAAUAUUGUACAAUGAUGAAAUUGAAGUAAAAAAUUCUUCGAAUGAUGUAACGGGUUAUAUUUGUGAUGUUGACGUUGAGCGAUAUUAUGGAACAGGAUUUUUAACAUACACUAUAAUUUCAAUUAUAAGCUCGUUUGGCAUUAUGCUGGCACUUAUGAUUUGUAAUGCCUUUAUUGGUCGUAAAAUUUACAUUCAAACGAAGGCAAAGAAUGCAAGAAUCAACCAAAACCAAAUAAAUAGACAUAGAGUCAGUUCUACUUUGCCACUUGUACUAAUAAACAUAGCUCCAGAUAUUAGUGAAAAUGUGUCCGUUUCAGAGACUACAAGACUAAACAAUAACAACCUUACAAACUCAGAGACAGAUACUAAAUCCAUCCGAAAAAUGUCUUUUGCACAUCGUUACUCAUUUAUGUUUAUGGCCAUAGGUAUAGCAUUUAUAAUCUCGUAUGUUCCACGUCUCGUUGUGCUUACGGUAAGUUUGCGAGACCCUAAAUUCUUCGGAAAACUAUCUAAAGUUGAGUUAGCUUUUGUAGCUUUUACCAGGGAGAUGAAUGUUGUAAAUAACGUUGUCAAUCCAUUUAUUUAUGGAUUCUUUGAUAGAAGAUUCAGAAAAGAAACUAAAAAGCUGCUUUGUCACCAAUCACGAUACUGAGUGUCAAUUAUUCAUAUCAUGCUGUGAUGGUACUCGAACAGUGUGCAGUUUUCAUUUUUAUCACUUUUUUAAACAGGUUGGGAACAAUGUUCAAAUUGAGAUAUAUUGUCAAAUGGGUAGCUUUACCGGUAAUAGGAAAAGACAUAUUAUAAGAGUGAUCAUUUUUUCAAAUUAACUUGAGACAUCUUACGGAAAAGACCAUGUAAGUUUAUGAAUAUUACUAUAAACAUGCUAUGAACAUAUUAAUAAUUGAGAUUAUGAAUAUACAUCGCACAAAUACGUGAUUACGUGUUAAUAACAUUUUUUUUUUUUUUAUUUAUUAGAAAAUGAUAGGCAAACGAACUUGUACCGUCACUUCUACGUCUAGGUACUUCUACGUCUUGUUAUAAUUAGAGGUACCCGUUCACGUCGUUAUAGUGUGAUUUCGCGUGUAGUUAAGCAAAACUCACUUGUUUGUGUACGUGUGGAACCGGUGUCAGCUUUGAGACAUCAACCAGUCAGUUUCAUUGUCAAGUUUAUAAGCAGUAAAAAUACAAUAAAAAGAAUGUACUUCCCAAGAUUUCUUUUACUUUUCAUAAUCAUGUGCAAUUAUGAUCAACAAGUCUAAAACUCAUUUUGCAGCUAUAGUCCACAUUGAUUUUAUCUGAGAUUCAAUGUUUCUGCGCUGGGCAUAAUUUUUUACGCACAUAUUUCCCGCCCCCAGCUGAUAAACAUAUAAGCGGAAGAUACCAAAGGAAAAAUAAAAUACAGGUCGAUAGGAGACCAACAAAAUAUUGGCAAUAACCGAAAAAACCAACGAGAAGAAAAACAGCAGAACGUAAAACCUUCAUAAAAACUGGUUCUCAGAUGCUCUGAACAAAUUAUAUAAAUUUUGCGAACACAACAGAUCCAUAGGUUUAUUGCAUCUGAUACAUGCUUCAACUACUAUUAUAAUACAACAGGUAACAACAAAAAGUAGCUAAGUCAUCAAGAAGUAUUACAAUAGUCUACUGCAAAUUAUAAUACAGCAACACUUGUUUGCAUUUAGAUCUUAGUUUCUUUUGUUUUUCCUUUCCUUUUCUUUUUAUCAAGUAUUAUUAUCAUUAUAAAUAUUAUUAGCAUUAUUAUAAAUGAUGAUAUUUUUGUCGGACUUACCACUGUUAACAAACAAAACAACCCAAAAAUUUAGACAAGUUGACUAUAAUAGAAAUACAACUUUGUCUCUUCCUAAAAUGUAAAGUUUUAAUUUUCAUUUUUUUCCUGUUAUUUCACAAAGCUUUCUCACCAAAAAUCUUCGAAUCAAUUGACAUUUUACAAAAUGAGUAAGCAGAAAAUCUCAUUAUCCGUGUUUAUCUGUAUAAUGGAGGUAAAUAUUAAUUUUUCUGACAUGUUCCUGUAAAUGAAUUCCUUAACAAUCCAAUA
Mytilus californianus (California mussel) is the source of this 2929-nucleotide messenger RNA. RefSeq names its product neuropeptide FF receptor 2-like. Gene Ontology annotation, cellular component: membrane. Bases 419 to 1528 code for a protein of 369 amino acids. The transcript is spliced from 2 exons. NCBI's taxonomy places the organism in Eukaryota, Metazoa, Mollusca, Bivalvia, Mytilida, Mytilidae. The record is from RefSeq and is a predicted model, not a curated record. Gene Ontology annotation, biological process: G protein-coupled receptor signaling pathway. Gene Ontology annotation, molecular function: G protein-coupled receptor activity.